Durotheca rogersii is the source of this 10033-nucleotide messenger RNA. Its product is annotated as vacuolar protein sorting-associated protein 13. Lineage: Eukaryota; Fungi; Ascomycota; Sordariomycetes; Xylariales; Xylariaceae. Bases 182 to 9778 code for a protein of 3198 amino acids. Gene Ontology annotation, biological process: protein retention in Golgi apparatus; mitochondrion organization; protein targeting to vacuole. The record is from RefSeq and is a predicted model, not a curated record. The transcript is spliced from 2 exons. Gene Ontology annotation, cellular component: extrinsic component of membrane.
GACAAUACUUCAUCUCGAGCUGCCUCUUGAGUUUUUGGCCGGAAGCUGCUGGUCGGAACGCGACGGAAUUACAAAGCCUAUUCUUCCAACUUGGUCUCUGUCCCUGCAGAUGAAGCGACCAGAUAGCCCCCAAUAAUCCCCCAACCAAUCCCGGCCCGGGUUACGGCGCACCGAAAUCAAGAUGUUGGAAGGCCUGGUUGCUGGAUUGCUCAACCGUUUCCUGGGCAUGUACGUGAAGAACUUCGACCCCGCUCAGCUCAAAGUCGGAAUAUGGUCUGGCGAUGUGAAUUUACGCAAUCUCGAGCUCCGCAGGGAGGCUCUGGAUCAAUUGAAACUUCCCAUCAAUGUCAUGGCGGGGCAUCUUGGCGAGCUGACCCUCGUGAUCCCGUGGUCGAACCUACGCGGAGCUCCGGUAAAGAUCUUGAUCGAGGAUGUUUUCCUGCUUGCGUCGCCCAAAGAAGAGGCGGCCUACGACGAGGAGGAGGAGGAGCGCAGAAGUCAGCGGCUGAAGAUGGAGAAGCUAGACUCCGCCGAGCUCCUGAAGGAGCGGUCUCGAGAAGGGCUCAGCCAGGAGGAGCAGAAGAAAAGCCAGAGCUUCACCGAGAGCCUAGUGACCAAGAUCGUAGACAACUUGCAGGUCACAGUCAAAAACAUCCACGUGCGGUAUGAGGAUUCCAUAUCCGCUCCUGGUCAUCCUUUCGCUCUAGGCAUCACCCUCGCCGAGUUCAGCGCGGUCAGUACGGAUGGAGAGUGGGAGCCUACCUUCAUCCAGAACUCCACCGACACCACACAUAAGCUAGCUACGCUGGGCGCAUUGGCAAUUUACUGGAACACAGACAGCACGCUUCUCGGCUCCGGUCGUGAACAAGAUGAAGAAGAGAAGUCGAUGCCUCACCAGGACAUGGUCCGACAUUUCAAGGACAUGAUCCUCAAGAGCGGCGAUACCUCCAUGGCGGAUCAUCAAUUCAUCUUGAAGCCGGUGAGUGGUCAAGCUAAGAUUGAGCUAGACAAGACAGGUGACGUGCACGUCCCAAAGUUCAAAGCGAAUCUACUUUUCGACGAAAUUGGUGUCGUGCUCGAUGACGAUCAGUAUCGAGACGGCUUGAUGAUGGUAGAUUUAUUCCAUUACUUCAUUCGCCACCAGGAAUACAAGAAAUUCCAGCCGAAAGGGGUGACACCUAGAGAGGAUCCUCGCGCCUGGCUCAAGUUUGCCGGGAACGCGGUGCUCAAUAAAAUCCACGAACGUAACCGCCGGUGGUCUUGGGACUACUUCCGCGAACGUCGGGAUGAUCGAUGUCGGUACAUCGAGCUCUUUAAGAAGAAGAAGGCAAACCAGCAGAUGUCACCGGAAGAGAUCGACGACAUCAACCACCUCGAGUGGAAGCUUGGAUACGAGGACCUGCGCUUUUGGCGGUCCCUGGCUCGUAAUCAGUUGAGAAAGGAGAACGCCGAGGCCCUCAAGAGAGUACCUACUGGAAUCGAUCAGCAGCCACAGCAGCAAGGCUGGUUGUCAUGGAUGUGGGGUUCGAAACCGGCCGAUCCUAGCGACUCGACAGAGAAUACUCAGAUAACCGAAGAGCAGCGCAAAGAGCUCUACGAGGUGAUCGAUUGGGACGAGAAGACCGCCUUGGCCGAAGCAGUUGAUACCCCACGCGAUACCGUUAAGAUGCAGAUCGAGACGUCGCUCAGUACUGGCAGUUUUACGCUCAGACAAAGCCCUCAUGGGAAGAAGACUGACCUGCUAAGUCUGCAUUUCGACGUCUUCAAGGCGAAAGCGCUUAAGCGCCCGGACUCCGUGCUUGCCGACAUUAGCCUGGGCGGUUUUCGAGUCAAUGACGGGACUACCCCAGAUAGCUUGUUUACGGAGAUCGUCCGGGUCAAGGACGCGCCGAACGCGAACCGUAAGAGGCGACUUUCUAUCGCUGAGCUCGAAACGUCGAACCAAGAAACAUUCUUCGAUCUGCAAGUUGAGCAGAAUCCCCUUGAUGGCGAGAGCGACUUCGCUAUUACUGCGAAACUCAAGCCUUUGGAGAUCGUAUGGAACCCUAAUUUCGUGGUGGGGGUCGUCGAUUUCUUCAAGCCGCCCGAGAGGCACAUGGAAUCGAUUUCCGCGUUGAUGGAGACUGCCGGGGCGACCGUUGAAGGGUUGAGACAGCAGACGCGCGCUAGUCUCGAGUUCGCUCUUGAAGAACACAAGACGAUCAACGCCAAACUAGACCUCCAAGCGCCUCUCAUCAUAAUCCCUCAGUCCAUCAAGACCCGGAGAUCCACAUGCCUGAUUCUUGACGCCGGUCAUAUUAGCCUGAAUAGUGAGCUCGUUGACAAGGGGACCCUAAAACAAGUUCAAGAUAAACAGAACCAGAAGUUCUCUGACGAAGACUUCAAAAGGCUCGAGUCUCUCAUGUACGAUCGCUUCCUUGUCAAGCUCACCUCAACUCAAGUCCUGAUCGGGCCCUCGAUCGAAGAAACAAAGGCCCAACUUGUGGAAAAGGACGAUACUCGUAUGCUGCAUAUCGUGGAGAAGAUCAAUGUCGAUUUUGUUGUAGCCCUGUCAAUAUUACCAAAGGCGCCAAAUCUGACGAAGGUGAAGGUGUCCGGCCACAUGCCCGUCCUUCGAGCUAUGGUGUCAGACACUAAAUACAAAAGUCUGAUGAGGCUAAUUGACGUAGCAAUUCCCAAGUUCGGCGACGAGCAACAGACCAACCCCCCCGGACAGCCCAAGAGGCCGCGGUUGCUCAGCUCUUCGUCCAAUCGCUUGCCCAAGCUACCUGAUCUUAAGAGGUCUUCCAAUCUGUUUCUCGCCCAAGAGACUGCCGUGAUACUGGAAGACGAGUCAGAUGACGACUCCGAUCAAUUUGAAGACGCUGCGGAUGGCACUCCAAACCAACGGCUUAAAGUACGACAGCGAAGUUUCGAAUUCAAAUUUGCCGUUGAUAGAUUACAGGGCUCUCUCUAUCGCAGCGAUCCCGAUGGAAACCGGAAGGAAUCUCUACUCGUUGAAAUGAUCGCGGAAAAUUUCGAUCUCAAUUUCUACGUCCGACCGUUCGAUAUGGCAGCAGAGGUAUCCCUCGGCUCCGUGACGGUAGACGAUUUCGUCGAUAACCCUCCAGCGGAAUUUAAGUCAAUUGUGUCAUCAGGGGAUGUCGAGGAUCGUCAACAACAAAGGGAUCUCGUACGCAUCAGAUUUAUCAGAGUGAGGAGAGAAUCCCCAGAAUUCAUGCCAGUAUAUGAAGGAAUAGAAACAAACAUCAAUGUCGCUGUCUCUACCAUCAACCUCGUCGUCACAAGAAGAACUUUACUUACCCUGCUGGACUUCGUUCUUACUACGUUCACUAACAACGGCAAUCCAUCUCCUCAACCGCCUAAGAGAAUUGACGAUACAAAUGAGGAAAAGCACGAUGUUGAGAUUAUUGAGCCGGCAGUGGAGUCACAACAGAACGAGGCUGGCUCUAUCCGCGUGAAGGUCGAUCUGAAGAGUAUUCGUAUGAUUCUCAAUAACGACGGAAUCCGACUGGCGACGCUUUCGUUCAACCACGCCGAGGUUGGAGUAUACUUACUUGGGAAGACGAUGAGAGUAGCUGCGAGGUUAGGCGACCUCACCUUAGUCGACGACGUUAACGUCGGCGCCUCGGAGGAAUCGAGCUUCCGUCAGCUCGUCACCAUUCAGGGAGACGAACUAGCCGAUUUCCGUUAUGAGACAUUUGACCCAAGCAACGAGAAGGCGUAUCCGGGAUACGAUUGCUCGAUCUUUUUACGUGCGGGAUCUGUCCGGGUCAACUUCCUCGAGGAACCAUUCAGAAAGAUCAUCGAAUUCCUAGUCAAGUUUGGCAAGAUGCAGGCUAUUUACAAUGCCGCCAGGCAAGCUGCCGCGAACCAGGCACAGCAACUACAACAGAGCACCAGUAAAUUCCGGUUCGACGUCAUAAUCAAUACUCCCAUCAUCGUUUUCCCUCGAGUUCUGUCCCCGGACCGGCCACAGCGAGACUUGAUUACGGCGUACCUAGGAGAAAUUUACGUGCAAAAUAAAUUCGUGGCGCUAGAUGAUUCUGAGAAUUCCGAAAUAGCGAUGAAGCUGUCGACCGGCAUUAGGAAUAUACGUCUUACGUCCCUCUUUCAUUAUCCCAACGAACAGCGGGAAGAACUUGAAAUGAUCGACCACGUGGACCUAGGCUUCAAUAUAACCUAUGCUGAACACAAGGACGGGUCGAAGAGGCCAGAUAUGGAAGUGGAAGGGAGCAUGACCGACAUAAACCUCAAGGUUACUCAAUACCAACUCAACUUCCUUUUGGAAAUCUCUCGGUCCGUCCCAGCCGCCUUCGCGACAGAUGCUAGUGCCAGAGGAGAAGAAGCGGAACGCGAUAUCGACGAGGGUACACUGCGACGAGCCAAGACAAUGUCAUCCACGACCUCUGGAGGCGAUAACCAACUGAUCGAUCUCUCGCCAGAAUUGGGCCCGAGAGAGGACACUUGGACCAAGCUUGAUUUAGUGUUCAAUGCUCACAAGAUCGGUCUUGAGCUAAUUAAGGCCGCUGAGGACUUGCCCGUUGGCGACACUGAUGCUGCCAGCCUAUCGCGAUUCUCUCUAGACGACAGUAAGCUCAAGACUAGAAUUCUAGCCGACGGCUCGUUGGAAGCGGAAUUCGUGAUCUUAUCAUUUACCAUACACGACAGUCGCGCUCGAGAAGGCAGCAAGUUCACUAGGAUCAUGACCUCUUCUAACCAAAGUGUCCAGCAGUUCAUGGCAAGCAUAUCUAUGUCCGGGGGCGAGGAGCGGAACUUGAUUGCCAUAGUAGCCGUCGACAGCCCCAGGAUCAUUUUCGCUUUGGAUUACCUCUUCGCAAUCCAGAAGUUUAUGAUGGCCAGCUUUAAAACCAACGAGCCCGCGUUAGCUGCUGAAGAAAGCAUCGUAGACACUCCAGACAUAUCAGAUACCGAAUCAACGUGGACGAGAAGCUCUCGAAAGAGCCCGCAAAAGUCGAAGCCGGAAAAGAGUCGGGAUAGUAGCAGUUCUAACUUGAACAUCUCCUUCCGCGUUAAUAUUGUCGAUUCGCAGGUCAUACUCAUCGCCAAUCCCCUGAGUUCCAGUUCGGAAGCGAUUGUUCUUGGAACGAAGCAGGUUCUGCUAUCACAACAGAACUCAUUGACGUUUCAGGUCUCUGAGGUUGGGAUGUUUCUUUGUCGCAUGGAUAAGUUCGAUGAGACGCGACUUCGUAUCCUAGAUAACUUUUCGGUUCAAGUGUCCAUGGACAGCUCGCGGCCCAGUAUAACGAGGGUACAUCUCGACGUCGAGCCCUUGAUCCUUCGCCUCUCUCUUCGCGACAUCCUCCUUGCCCUCCAAAUCAUUAGCAAGGCCUCCGAGCUCUCCGGGAAUGAGGACGGCGAGCCGAAACCUAGUGCUUCCGACAAGAAGGCAAAACGGCUCCGGCAGUCUGGACUCAAGGAACGUACGGCGAGCGGCAAGGGGCCUUCUACUAUCUCGGCGAAUAAAAGCAGAGUGACGAAGGCCGUUGGCACAAUCAGCGCGGGCAAAUCUCGGAAAGACCAAUCUUACCAACCCCGCGAUACUAGCAGUCCUCCAAAGAACCACGAGGAGUUGACCGCUGCUGUUGCUGGGGUUCGCGUCGUCCUUAUUGGUGAUGUCCACGAAUUGCCAAUUCUGGAUCUGAGCAUCAAAAGUUUUACAGCAUCGGCAGAGGACUGGUCGAGCAGCCUCAAGGCAGAGACCGCGAUCGACAUGUAUGUCAACGUCUACAACUUUGCCAAAUCCGCUUGGGAGCCACUCCUGGAGCCUUGGCAGGUGGGCCUCGGUGUUGCUAAGAAUCAAGAGAGCGGCCUCUUGUCUGUUGACGUCUCUUCCAAGAGGACGUUGGACGUUACCGUCACAACGGCGACAAUCGCCUUGGCGUCCAAAUCGUUCGACUUCUUGGUAAAAGACGAGGAUGUUUUGGGCAAACCCCGGGGAGUGGAGGCUCCUUACAAGAUCCAGAACUACACUGGUUUUGACAUUUUGGUACAGGCGAAGAGCCAGAGCAGUAACGAAAAUAUCUCUCUCAAGCUGCAGGACGGCGAAGAGGCUCCGUGGAGUUUUGAGCACUGGGAGAAGAUGCGCGAGAAUAUCGCGUCAGAGAGCAACACAUCAAGCAGUGUUUCGGUUCAGAUCGAAGGCAGCGGCUUCGAUCCGGUUAAGAAUAUCCGUCUCAACCGCGAGGGCGAAUUCUUAUACGGCCUGCGGCCGAAAACGGAUAACACGCUUCACCGGUUACUUGUGGAGGUGAAAUUGGGCCCUGAUAACAUCAAAUACGUGACGCUCCGGUCGCCUCUUGUUGUCGAAAAUCAGACGCAGAUACCCGUCGAACUGGGCGUCUACGACGUCCAGGAAGGUCACCUACUUAAGAUUGAGAAGAUCGCUCCAGGAGAGAGCCGACCAGCGCCCGUGGCUGCUGCCUUUGUGAAAUCCCUGCUGAUUCGACCGGAUUCGGGCUUCGGCUGUUCUUGGUCGUCCGAUCAUCUGUGGUGGAGAGACUUGCUGAAGAGACCUACCCGUACGCUUAUAUGCAAAGGCGACAACAAUGACCUAUUCUACUUCCAACUCAGCGCGAAUUUUGAUCGAGGACACUUCCUGACUGGGAAAUACCCGUACAUGAGACUCAAGCUUUCCCCUCCGAUAGUUCUAGAAAAUCUCCUUCCAUACGACUUCAAAUACCGUAUUUACGACAGGAACACUAAGCGAGAUUGGACGAACUUCCUGCGAAAGGGCGGUGUUAGCCCCGUCCAUGUUGUGGAACUAUCACAUCUCCUGUUAUUGAGUAUUGACAUGCAGAAUGCGCUGUUCAAGGCUAGCGAAUUCGCCAUCAUCAAUUCUGGUACGCAGGAGGACUUUCGCAAAGAACACACCUUGGUGUGUAAGGACAGAGAAGAUCUUCCUCUAAACCUGAGACUCCAUUACUUCAAGAUUCCGGAUGGCGGCGGCGCCUUCAAGAUAACGGUCUACAGCCCCUACGUCAUACUAAAUAAGACCGGUUUGGAUGUGAACAUCAGCGCUAAGCAAUUCCUCCAGCAGCCAAGGAGAGCGGCUGGUCAAUCGCUCACGGCCGGCACAUCAGAUGAAGAGAGACCAAAAGCGCUGCCGCUCAUGUUUUCGUAUAACAAUGAUGACCAGAGAAACCGAGCCCUUCUGAAACUAGGCGACUCGGAAUGGAGCAGGCCCCAGAGUUUCGAUGCCAUUGGAAGCACGGCCGAAGUUGUUCUACCUUCGCCCAGAAAUGACGCUGAGAUCCAUAUCGGCAUUACCAUCGAGCCUGGCGAAGGCAAAUACAAGCUGUCAAAGGUCGUCACUCUGGCACCUCGGUUCGUGGUCAAGAAUAAGAUUGGCGAGGAGAUCGUCGUCAGAGAGCCUACUUCGUCGAGAACCAUGACCCUCAGGGCUGGUGCCUUACAACCCCUUCACUGGCUCCAGCGAUCGACUACGAAGCAAAUAGCUUUGAGAUUUCCUGGAAUUGAUGACCAGUGGACAUCGCCGAUCAACAUAUUAGAUCUGGGUACGGUUCACAUCAAGAUUGCUAAAGCUGGGCAGAGACAACGCCUCAUUCGCGUUGAAAUUCUUAUGGAAGAUGCGACUAUCUUCCUCCACCUUAGCAUGGAGACAAAGCACUGGCCGUUCUCAAUGCGUAACGAGAGUGAUACCGAGUUCACCUUCUAUCAGGCAAACCCGAAUAUCGACGAAGACGGCGUCGAAGAUCGUUCCGGGUGGAAACCUGUCAGAUACCGCUUGCCACCGCGUAGUAUUAUGCCCUAUGCUUGGGACUUCCCAGCCGCCAAGUUCAAGGAAAUUGUUAUUAACGUCUUCGGCAAAGAGCGGCACGUGAAGCUCGCGGAGAUCGGCAACCAAGUCCCAAUGAAAUUCAUCAACGGUUCUGGCACCGCGAAGAUCAUCGAUAUUAACGUUGCGGCGGACGGGCCAACCCAGACACUCAUUCUAUCCAACUUCAAACCGAGCAGGAGUUUAUACCGUCAGAAGACACAGACAGGUUCCGGCACCAGCGGCACCAGCGGCUUCGAAGUCAAGAGUCAAGAUACCGACACGACGUUCCAGGCACAACUCAAGCUUUCCGGCAUUGGUAUAUCGUUAAUCAACCAACAACUCAAGGAGCUAGCGUACAUCACAUUCAGAGACAUCAACCUCCGGUACAACGAGUCAGCUCUAUACCAGACUAUCAGCACUUCGAUCAAAUGGAUUCAAGUUGAUAACCAACUCUACGGCGGCCUGUUCCCAAUGAUACUCUACCCUAGUGUGGUUCCCAAGCAAGCGCAAGAGACAGAACUGCAUCCCUCAUUGCAUGCCAUGAUUACCAGGGUCAAAGACAACUCGUACGGCGUUCUAUACGUCAAAUACGCCACCAUUCUACUUCAGCAAAUGACCAUCGACCUCGAUGAAGAUUUCAUAUAUGCUGUGUUGGAUUUCUCUAAAAUUCCUGGCGCCUCGUGGUCCGAGACUAACGAGGGUAAGCUCUGCGAUGAGGGCCUAGACAUUCCUGAGCCGAAGCAAGAACAAUCAGGCCAAGAUAUCUACUUCGAGGUCUUGAACAUACAGCCGAUGCAAGUAGACUUGUCUUUCAUGCGAACCGAGCGCGUCAACGUCGAGGACAAGACCUCUUCGCGCAACCCCAUCAUGUUUUUCGUGAACGUGAUGACCAUGGCUAUCGGGAACGUCAACGACGCGCCGAUUCGGUUGAAUGCCCUGCUGCUGGAGAAUGCCCGCGUAUCCAUCCCAAUUCUAACGCAGAACAUUUCCAACCAUUAUAGCCAAGAGGUUCUCUACCAGGUUCAUAAAAUCAUUGGCAGUGCCGACUUCCUCGGCAACCCUGUUGGGUUAUUCAACAGCAUCAGCAGCGGUAUAACCGAUGUCUUCUACGAGCCAUAUCAAGGUCUCAUUAUGUCCGACAAACCCGAAGAUCUCGGUUUGGGCAUCGCCAAAGGGGCCGCCAGUUUUGUUAAGAAGUCCGUCUACGGUUUCUCGGACUCUUUCUCCAAGGUGACGGGCAGCUUUGGCAAAGGGUUAGCAGCCGCCACUCUCGAUAAGCAAUUCCAGGAUCGUCGCCGCAUCGCACGAGCCCGCAACCGGCCCAAACACGCCUUGUUUGGCGUCACAGCGGGCGCCAACUCGUUCUUUACGUCGGUAGCGUCUGGUAUCGGUGGCGUGGCGCGCAAACCUAUCGAGGGCGCGGAACAGGAGGGCGCUGUUGGGUUCUUCAAGGGCGUGGGUAAAGGCUUCAUCGGCCUCGCAACCAAGCCGGCCGUCGGAAUCUUUGAUCUCGCGUCCAACGUGUCCGAGGGCAUUCGGAACACGACAACGGUAUUUGACGGCUCGGAACUCGACCGUGUCCGCUUGACCCGCUUCGUGCCGGCAGACGGCAUCGUACGGCCUUACAAUCAACGGGAGGCUCUAGGGCAGUCAUGGCUAAAGCAGGUGGAUAACGGGAAGUACUUCAACGAAAAUUACAUCGCGCAUUUGGAGCUACCACGGGAGGACAUGGUGGUCAUGAUCACAUUUAGCCGAAUUCUCCUCAUCAGGAGUCGUAGGCUGACUACGGAAUGGGAUGUGCCGCUCAAGGAUGUGCAGACCAUAUCGAAGGAGCGCACAGGCCUCAGCAUCGUGCUCCGCGGGGGCACCAACGGGCCAUUCGUCCCCGUUAGUGAAGAGAGCGGACGCGCCUUUUUGUACCGCAUGGUGGCUAUCGCCGUCGAGGAGUUCAACCGCAGAUACAAGGGCUUAGAGUAAGGACAGGCCUGCGUGUCGUCUGGGGAGGAUAGAAAUCGAUAAAUGGACAGGCGGGCGACUCGUAGGGAACACGAAAAAGGUUAAGAGACAACCCGGACUGAGAUAGUUGACUUAUUUUUUGCAAUGUCGAGCACAGCAUCUUGCUGCACGGGUCCCUCGCGCAUGUAUAUAUAAUAUGCCCCGAGAAUUCUAUGAGAUGAUGACUUUGAUGAGAUAGGUCUCCUAUUGCCUCUGUUGUGCAAAACAGAACUAAUU